CACAGGAGGACAAUAAUCAUCACCGGCUUGAAAAGAUGCUGUAAAUCUGGAUCGUUGUUAGUCCCGUUUAUUGGAUUUACAGAGGACAUUCGUCGGAUUUUCUUUCUAUCGAAAACCACGACUGGAGCAGGAUUUGUGUCGCAUGAAAAUGCCGGACAGAACAAUGAGGCGGCAAGUGCUGUUGUUUUGCUCAGUUAUCUCUCUCGCAUCGGUGGUUGGGCAGGUCAGCUACUCGAUUCCCGAGGAAAUGGCCAAAGGGUCAAUAAUCGGUAACAUCGCUCAGGAUUUAGGUUUAGACAGAAAAAGAUUGACGUCAGGCAAAGCUCGGAUUUUUACCGGAGACAGCGCUGAGUACAUCGAGCUGAACAGAGAAAGGGGAGUCCUGCUUAUCAAAGAAAAAAUAGACAGAGAGGCGCUCUGUGGACAGACGACGCCCUGCGCUUUGCAUUUUCAGGUUAUUUUAGAGAAUCCUAUGGAAUUUUACACGGUUGUUGUCGAAAUUAUAGAUAUAAAUGACAACACUCCAGUAUUUGAGAAGUCUGGCAUGAAAUUCAAAAUAAGCGAAUCCGCUGUGAUUGGAGCAAAAUUCCUGUUGGAGAGAGCAAUAGAUCCCGAUGUCGGCAUGAAUAGUCUGCAGAGCUAUUUUCUAACAAAAACCGAUAAUUUUGCUUUGAAGCUGAAAGAUCAGCCCGAAGGUGAAAAGAUAGUUGAAAUGAUUUUACAAAAACCUCUAGACAGAGAAAAAGAAGAAGAGAUAUUUUUAGUUUUGACUGCCGUGGAUGGAGGGGAACCAAAGCUCUCUGGCACAGCACAGAUUCAUGUAACAGUUCUCGAUGUCAAUGACAAUGCACCGGUUUUUACAAAAACGGUUUAUAAAGCUACAAUACCUGAAAACGCAGCAAGAGGAACAGUUAUAACCAAGGUCAGUGCUUCCGAUGCUGAUAAAGGAUCGAAUUCCAACAUAAUGUACUCUAUUUCCAACACUGCUGCAGAUGUACGAGAUAUGUUUGAAAUUAAUGAAUUAAAUGGAGAUUUGAUCUUGAAAAGUAAUGUAGAUUAUGAAAAGGCACGUUUCUAUCAAAUACAUGUACAAGCCAGUGAUGAAGGAGGACUGACAGAUUCAUGUAAGGUCACAGUUGAGGUGACAGACAUUAAUGAUAACAAGCCAGUUAUUAAUAUAAUGUCACAGACUAAUGUAAUCCCAGAAGACUCUAAACCAGCAACUGUUGUAACUAUGGUAAAUGUGCAGGACAUAGAUUCUGGAGAAAAUGGCAAAGUGCAUUGUGCUAUCAAUGAGCAUAUUCCUUUUACAUUAAAGCCAACAUCAAAUAGUUUCUUUAACCUAGUGACAGACAGUGAUUUAGACAGAGAG
Messenger RNA from Stegastes partitus (bicolor damselfish), 1372 nucleotides. Its product is annotated as protocadherin beta-16-like. Gene Ontology annotation, molecular function: calcium ion binding. The transcript has a single exon. NCBI's taxonomy places the organism in Eukaryota, Metazoa, Chordata, Actinopteri, Pomacentridae. Gene Ontology annotation, cellular component: plasma membrane. Gene Ontology annotation, biological process: homophilic cell-cell adhesion. The annotation marks the transcript as partial. The record is from RefSeq and is a predicted model, not a curated record.